Molecule: messenger RNA, 727 nt
Organism: Coniophora puteana RWD-64-598 SS2
Lineage: Eukaryota; Fungi; Basidiomycota; Agaricomycetes; Boletales; Coniophoraceae
Exons: 6
Coding region: 60-479 (139 amino acids)
Source: RefSeq, a predicted model, not a curated record
CGACCCCGCAAGUCGCCGCAUUCCUCAGCGUCAUCGCGUCUUCCACUCGCGGUGUGGCAAUGGCUCCAGAGUCAAAGCCCAUGACUUCGUCUGUCCGACCCGGUGGAGGUCGCUACAAGGAGAAGUUCCAACAGCUGAGAGAAAGAUACGACCAAGUGAAUGCUCUGCAUGAUGAGUACGAGCGCAAUCUGGAGCUCGCUAAAACACGGAUGCGGAAGCUCCAAGAGGAGAAUGACCUACUUCUAGACGCUAUCGCACUUACCAUCCCCGAAGUCCCCCCAGGCGUCCCUCACCCCGAACAAGAUCCCGCACCAUACUACCCUCAGCCUGGCUACGCACCCAAACCCCCACACGCACCCAAUGGGAGCUUGAACGGCUCUGGUACCAAUGGCGUGUCCCAUUCAUAUCGAGAGCCGCCUCCUGACAUGGCCGGCCCUCCCGGGGAGUACAUGCCUCGUGAGCUGAACGGACGGGCGUAGAUCGAGGGAACCUUCACGGAGGUUAGAUUCCACGACGGAUGGCUUUCUUUUCUUGUUGCGCUGCUCCUGUCAUCAUGCCCUCCGAAGUUUUGAGCUGCAUACUAGCGGUUAGUCAAUACCUGAAUGCAUGCAUUCUCAGGUCAGCCGUGGACUUGAGGGUGCUCAAUCUCGAGAUCGCAAGCCCCUUCCCGGUUGCUCAAAUGCGUUAUGCUAUAUUUAAUGUUUUGACUUUUAUGUUACACUUUCCC